AUGCCUGGUAGAACAUUGCCCACCAUUCCUCAGGCCGACGUCGCCGCGCAUAACACCUCCAAGUCCUGUUAUGUCACUGUCGGCACAAAGGUCUACGACAUUACUCCUUUCCUCGAGGAUCAUCCCGGCGGCGGCGACCUGAUUGUUGAUUAUGGCGGCAAGGAUGUCAAGGACAUCAUGGACGACACGGCUUCCCAUUUCCACUCGGAAUCUGCCUGGGAGAUUCUGGACGACUACCUCGUCGGCUUUGUUGCCACUGAGCCUGUCAUGAAGUCCGUCACCAAUAGCACCCACCCAGCCGACAUUGUACCCCUUCCGCCUUCAGAGGCUGGCGCCGAGCAGCUGCGCAAAGACGGCGUCAACCAGCCCUUGUACGAGAACACUGGAAUGUCUUGCGAAGAAGACUUGUCUAAAGAGACGGAUGCUUCAUCUGAUUACCGCACACACAAGUUCCUCGACCUCAACAAGCCUCUCUUGAUGCAGGUAUGGAGGGGUGGUUUCACCAAGGAUUUUUACCUUGAACAAGUCCACCGUCCCCGUCACUACAAGGGUGGAGACAGCGCCCCUCUGUUCGGCAACUUCCUCGAGCCCCUGAGCAAGACGCCCUGGUGGGUUGUACCUACCGUUUGGGUGCCUCCCGUCGCCUACGGCACCUACCUCUCCAGUCAAGGACUUUCCACUGUUGGUCUUACUUCCUACUGGAUCACUGGCCUCUGCAUCUGGACGCUGGUCGAGUACGUCUUGCACCGCUUCCUGUUCCAUCUGGACCAAUACCUACCUGACAAUCGCGUUGGCCUUACUCUGCAUUUCUUACUUCACGGCAUUCACCACUACCUACCUAUGGAUAGACUGCGUCUGGUUAUGCCACCAACACUCUUCCUCGUUCUCGCCACACCCUUCUGGUAUCUCGCACACGCUGUCUUUUUCUACGACUGGAACGCUGCCACUGCGGUUUUCUGUGGUGGUAUUUUUGGAUACAUUUGCUACGAUCUGACGCAUUACUUCUUGCAUCACAAGACCCUCCCUGCUUACUGGCGCGAGCUGAAGAAGUACCACUUGGCGCACCACUUUGCCGAUUACGAGAACGGCUUUGGUGUCACCAGCCGCUUCUGGGAUUGGGUGUUCAAGACCGAGCUGCCCAUGACCCCACCCAAGGUCAUCAAGACGUCGUAA
Molecule: messenger RNA, 1173 nt
Organism: Aureobasidium pullulans EXF-150
Lineage: Eukaryota; Fungi; Ascomycota; Dothideomycetes; Dothideales; Saccotheciaceae
Product: fatty acid hydroxylase
Exons: 2
Coding region: 1-1173 (390 amino acids)
Biological process (GO): lipid biosynthetic process; fatty acid metabolic process
Cellular component (GO): membrane; endoplasmic reticulum
Molecular function (GO): iron ion binding; heme binding; fatty acid 2-hydroxylase activity
Source: RefSeq, a predicted model, not a curated record